UCACUACCCCACCACUCAUUCCUCGCCGGGAAAACAAACCUCUUCCGGCGUAAAAAAAACCCUUCUCCCCCAGCUCCGGCGAGAUGGCUCCCCUGCCCUCUCACCCAAUCACCACCCGCCACGUCCUCUCGCAGCUACUCACCCUCCUCCUCAUCCACUCUUCCGCCACAGCCGCCUUGCCGGUCAACGUCUGGCCCAAACCCACCUCCAUAUCCUGGUCCUCCCCGCACACGAUCGCCUCCCUCUCCCCAACCUUCCAAUUCGAUUGCCCCUCAUCCAACCGCUACCUCUCCGCCGCCGUCUCCCGCUACCACCGCCUCAUCUCCUCCGAGCGCCACCGCCCAAUUUCCGACCCCACCACCAAAUUCUCCACAUCCCCCACUCCCCUCCAAUCCCUCUCCAUCUCCGUCGCCGACCUCGCCGCCCCGCUCGUCCACGGCGCCGACGAAUCCUACACCCUCUCCAUCCCCAAUUACGCCGCCGCGGACGCAACCGCCAAUCUCACCGCCGCCACCGUGUGGGGUGCUAUGCGGGGGCUGGAGACCUUCUCCCAGCUGGUGUGGGGCCGGCUGCACGGGCGGCGCGUGCCGAUUGGGAUCGAGAUCCGCGACGCGCCUCUGUUCGGGCACAGGGGGUUUCUGCUGGACACUUCAAGGAAUUUCUACCCGGUGGAGGAUAUCCUGAGGACGAUUCGGGCGAUGAGCUACAACAAGAUGAAUGUCUUCCAUUGGCAUAUUACGGAUUCGCAUUCUUUCCCGUUGGAGCUGCCGUCGGAGCCCGGGCUCGCGGCGAAAGGAUCGUACGGAAGGGGGAUGAGGUAUUCGGUGGCGGAUGUGGGUCGGGUCGUGCAGUACGGGUACGAGCAUGGGGUCCGGGUUGUGCCCGAGGUCGACACUCCCGCACACACGGGUUCCUGGGCCGGAGCCUACCCGGAAAUAAUAACCUGCGCGGACAAGUUCUGGUGGCCGGCCGGCAGCUCAUGGGCCGACCGGUUAGCCUCCGAGCCAGGAACCGGUCAGCUCAACCCACUCCACCCCAAAACCUACACCGUCGUCGGAAACGUCAUCAACGACAUCGCAUCAUUGUUCCCUGACCCAUUCUUCCACGCCGGCGCCGACGAGGUCGUCCCGGGUUGCUGGAAAACCGACCCGUCCAUCCAAUCCUUCCUCUCCCAAAACGGCACCCUCAGCCAGAUCCUCGAAACCUUCAUCAACAAGACUUUCCCCCAAAUCAUUUCCCACAACAAGACCGCCGUGUACUGGGAAGACGUCAUCCUCGACGCCGGCAUCAAAGUCAACCCGGCCGUUUUUCCACCGGAGCACACCGUGUUCCAGACGUGGAACAACGGGCCCAACAACACCAAGCUGCUCGCCGCGGCCGGGUACCGUGUCAUCGUCUCCUCGUGGGAGUACUACUACCUGGACUGCGGCCACGGCGACUUCCUGGGGAACGACAGCCAGUACGACCCGCCGCCGACGAGCAGCGACGUGGACAGCAACGGCGGGUCGUGGUGCGGGCCGUACAAGACGUGGCAGAAGGUGUACAACUAUGACAUCACGUAUGGGUUGAGUGAGGUGGAAAAGGGGAAGGUGUUGGGUGCUGAGGUGGCGUUGUGGUCGGAGCAGGCGGACGGGACGGUGCUCGACGGGAAGGUUUGGCCGCGAGCGGCGGCGAUGGCGGAGGCGAUGUGGUCGGGGAAUCGGGACGAGAAGGGGAGGAAGAGGUUUGCGGAGGCGACGGAUCGGUUGAAUGAGUGGAGGUAUAGGAUGGUUGGGAGAGGGAUUAAGGCCGAACCGAUUCAACCGUUGUGGUGCCUCAGGAACCCCGGAAUGUGCAACACGGUUCAACCGUUCGUGCCCCAAUGAGACAUCAUUAAAGAUCAUGUACAAGAGAGUCGACGAUAAAAUUGUGUUACAAUCGUACUAGUUUGAUCUCUAAUACGCAGUUGAAACAGAGUGAUCGAGAUGUUACCGCUUACAAAACAGAGGAAUGAUUUGUAUACUUGUUGGGAUGUUUGUGUCCCAGGAGUUUUGGUUUCUGCCAUUUGGUUAAUGUUCAACCAUAUGUACUUGUUGCUUGCCGGGAAUGAUUUGUAACAUUUUGAUGAAUGGAAAAAAGCGGUUGAAUGUGG
Linum trigynum is the source of this 2131-nucleotide messenger RNA. The record is from the annotation of a GenBank genome assembly. NCBI's taxonomy places the organism in Eukaryota, Viridiplantae, Streptophyta, Magnoliopsida, Malpighiales, Linaceae.